Onychomys torridus (southern grasshopper mouse) is the source of this 1239-nucleotide messenger RNA. RefSeq names its product GATA binding protein 1 (gene Gata1). Gene Ontology annotation, molecular function: zinc ion binding; RNA polymerase II cis-regulatory region sequence-specific DNA binding; DNA-binding transcription factor activity, RNA polymerase II-specific. Gene Ontology annotation, biological process: negative regulation of transcription by RNA polymerase II; cell fate commitment; positive regulation of transcription by RNA polymerase II. The record is from RefSeq and is a predicted model, not a curated record. The transcript has 5 exons. NCBI's taxonomy places the organism in Eukaryota, Metazoa, Chordata, Mammalia, Rodentia, Cricetidae. Bases 1 to 1239 code for a protein of 412 amino acids.
AUGGAUUUUCCAGGCCUAGGAGCCCUGGGGGCCGCAGAACCCCUGCCACAGUUUGUGGAUUCUGCCCUGGUGUCCUCAGCACCAGAUUCUGGAGGGUUCUUCUCCUCUGGGCCUGAGGGUUUGGAUGCAGCAGCCUCCACUUCCCCGAACGCAGGCUCGGCCGCAGCUACUGCGCUGGCCUACUACAGGGACACCGAGGCCUAUAGACACUCUCCAGUCUUUCAGGUCUACCCACUUCUCAACUGUAUGGAGGGAAUCCCAGGGGGCUCACCUUAUGCCAGCUGGGCCUACAGCAAGACGAGCCUCUACCCUGCUUCAACUGUAUGCCCCAGCCAUGAGGAUGCCCCUCCCCAGACGCUAGAAGACCCGGAUGGGAAGACCAGCACCACCUUCUUGGAAACCUUGAAGACAGAGCGGCUGAGUCCAGACCUCCUGACCCUGGGGACUGCACUGCCUGCGUCGUUGCCUGUCACCAGCAGUGCUUAUGGGGGACCUGACUUUCCUGGUCCUUUUUUCUCUCCCACUGGGAGCCCUCUCAGUUCAGCAGCCUAUUCUUCCCCCAAGUUUCACGGAAGCCUCCCCUUGGCCCCUUGUGAGGCCAGAGAGUGUGUGAACUGUGGAGCAACGGCUACUCCACUGUGGCGAAGGGACAGAACAGGUCACUACCUGUGCAAUGCCUGUGGCCUGUAUCACAAGAUGAAUGGCCAGAACCGGCCUCUCAUCCGACCCAAGAAGCGUCUGAUUGUCAGCAAACGGGCAGGCACUCAAUGCACUAACUGCCAAACGACCACCACAACACUCUGGCGGAGAAAUGCCAGCGGAGAUCCCGUGUGCAAUGCCUGUGGCCUCUACUACAAGCUACACCAGGUGAACCGACCAUUGACUAUGCGGAAGGAUGGAAUUCAGACUAGGAACCGCAAGGCCUCUGGAAAAGGCAAAAAGAAGCGAGGGUCAAGUCUGGGAGGAGCAGGAGCAGCUGAAGGACCAGCUGGUGGCUUCAUGGUGGUAGCUGGUGGCAGCAGUAGUGGGAAUUGUGGGGAAGUGGCCCCAGGCUUGACACUGGGUACUGCAGGCACUGCUCAUCUCUACCAGGGCCUGGGACCUGUGGUGCUGUCAGGGCCUGUCAGCCAUCUUAUGCCUUUCUCUGGACCUCUGCUGGGAUCGCCUACAGCCUCCUUCCCCACAGGUCCUGUGCCUCCUACCACCAGCACCACUGUGGUGGCUCCCCUCAGCUCUUGA